Molecule: messenger RNA, 1383 nt
Organism: Jatropha curcas
Lineage: Eukaryota; Viridiplantae; Streptophyta; Magnoliopsida; Malpighiales; Euphorbiaceae
Gene: GEM
Product: GRAM domain family protein
Source: RefSeq, a predicted model, not a curated record
ACCACCGUCUUUACCGGUUAGCCCAUCCACAAACACCAUUUCAACAAAAAAAGCACUCUCAACAACGAAAACUUUCAAAUCCAAACACCAUAACCAAAAUCAAAUUCCUGGUGCAUAACCAGAAAAUAUACUCCUCUACGCGCCACCGUACGUGUCGAAUUUUCUAGGAAAUGGAUCAACAGCCCUUAGAGGAGAACGAGCAGAAGACAGAAUCGACGGACCGUGAUCCCAAGCCAAAUUCGACUCCCGAUCCGAAAACCGCAGAUAAUCAUAACGCUGCCCCGAAUGGAGAAGUGAAUAAGGACAGCGUCGUGACUGGAUCGGAUUCUGAGACGCAGGCUCAAGGUGAUGAGGUACAAACUCCGGGCCGCUCGGGGUCCGCGAGGAAAUCGGUUCGAUGGAGCCCCGAUUUGGUGACCGAAUCUCCCGCUUCUCGAAACGGCAAUGGCAAUAAUAACGUUUACUUUGACGGAUCCAAUCCGUACGUUUCUUCAUCUCCUGCUCAAUCCUCCUCUUCGUUUUCCUUCAAAGAUACGAUGGGAAACGUGCGGGAGAUGCUAGGUAGAUGGGGAAGAAGAGUGGGAGAAGCUACCAAGAAGGCAGAGGAUCUCGCUGGAAACACGUGGCAGCACUUGAAAACAGCCCCUAGCUUUACAGAUGCUGCGCUGGGAAGAAUUGCCCAGGGAACAAAGGUCCUUGCAGAAGGUGGAUAUGAGAAGAUCUUUCGACAGACAUUUGAAACAGUUCCUGAGGAGCAACUCCAAAAUUCAUAUGCAUGUUACUUAUCGACAUCAGCUGGUCCAGUCAUGGGGAUGUUAUAUGUAUCUACAGCAAAACUUGCAUUUUGUAGUGACAAUCCCCUUUCAUAUAAAUCUGGUAGCCAAACUGAAUGGAGCUAUUAUAAGGUGGUCAUCCCAUUACAUCAACUUAAAGCCGUUAAUCCUUCAUCAAGCAGAGCAAAUUCUUCAGAGAAGUACAUCCAGAUUAUUUCUGUUGAUAAUCAUGAAUUUUGGUUUAUGGGAUUCUUAAAUUACGAUGGCGCCGUGAAAUGUUUACAGGAUGGUUUGCAAGCCCAUACUCUACAGUCUGUGUGAUGCUUGUCCUUUUGAGUAAAACUUUUUCCGCCCUUUGUUCUUCAAAUCUUAUAGCCAGAAGUUCACACGCCUUAUUGUCCAGAAGGGUUUAAUGUGAUAACAGUACAUUUUGCUUAUUAGACAAUUGUAGAGAUAAUGGAGACAUUUUUGGAAGACUGUUAGAAAAAAUUUAUAUUUCUUUUUUCAGUCCACAUGACGUCGUCUUGUGAUUUUGCACGGUACAACUCACUGGAUUUGGAAAAUGUUAAGAGAGCUUUUUUAUAUUAGCUUGAGGUUAAGCUUUAAUUUA